Rhizophagus irregularis DAOM 181602=DAOM 197198 is the source of this 240-nucleotide messenger RNA. NCBI's taxonomy places the organism in Eukaryota, Fungi, Glomeromycota, Glomeromycetes, Glomerales, Glomeraceae. The record is from RefSeq and is a predicted model, not a curated record.
AUAAAACAAAAAUAAAUCAUCUUGAGGGUGGGUAUCAUAUGCAAGGUUUCUAAGAUAUCUCUUUAAUGAGGUUUAACUGUAGACAAAAUUUCAAACUUAUGUUCCAGUUCUUUAAAUGGUUAAUCUUUUGGCCUGUAAAUGGGGUACUUGUACCUCCAGGACUAGUCUUGAAUGAAAAGUAUAUAAUUAAUUCAACUUUAUCAAUUAAUGUUUUUAAAAUAUGAAAUAAGAAUAGUUAAA